ACAUAGUUUUACAUAUAUGGCCUCGACUUGUAUAUCGAGCUGCAUCGAAGAUGCCCGUGUUCCGGUGAGAGCAAGCUACGUCAACCUCUACAAGUGGCCGGAAUCCGACUACGAAUUCGUCCGGUCGAUGAGCUCCAAAACCGUCCGGAAAAACACUGUUUCCCCCGGCCAUAAUUCCGUCUACGGCCACCCUAGGGUGGUCGACAGCGUCUCAUGCAGGCAGUUAUAUCUGAGAAGCUACACUUUCUCCAGGGAGGAAGAUUACACCCAUGAAAACACCGCCGCCAUCAAAUGCCUCGGCCGCCGGAGUAAGGACAAGACGGCCGCCGACGAACACUCUAAGAAUAGAAAGUCCGGUGGUCGGAAGAAGCGACCGGAGGUGAAGAGGAGUAAGUCGGUGUCGUCGUGCUCCGCCCUGGCUUCCAUUUUCCGGCGGCUGCUCUCUUGCACCACCAAGAUUGAUGUUGCCAAUUGAUGAUUCGUCCUAUAAUAUAUUAAUAUUAUAUUAUACUUUUUUUUUUGAUAUAUAUAUAUAAUUAUUUUCUGCCCUU
Messenger RNA from Erythranthe guttata (spotted monkey flower), 551 nucleotides. RefSeq lists its product as uncharacterized. The record is from RefSeq and is a predicted model, not a curated record. NCBI's taxonomy places the organism in Eukaryota, Viridiplantae, Streptophyta, Magnoliopsida, Lamiales, Phrymaceae.